This is a messenger RNA of Gongylonema pulchrum, 597 nucleotides long. The record is from the annotation of a GenBank genome assembly. NCBI's taxonomy places the organism in Eukaryota, Metazoa, Nematoda, Chromadorea, Rhabditida, Gongylonematidae.
AUGACCGCAUCAACCACAUUAGGGGCGGGGCAAAAGCAGCAGCAACAGCAGCACAGCAGGUCACCCGAGCAGCAGCAGCAGCAAGGGCAGCAGCUGCGGCCGCGACUGCAGCAGCAGCAGCAGCAGCAACAACAACAACAACACCAGCAACUACUGCAACUGCACCAACAACCGGAUACUACUGUUGUAGCAGUGGAUGCAACGGGUGGUGCAGCAGCAGAUGUCCACGCUGAUGCCCAUUCCCGGAAUAUCCCGGCACUUAGCAACAGCAACAGCAGCGAUGGUGCAGCGGUGCAGCAGCAGAGGCAGCAUGAUGAAUUGGAGAUUGGUGAGGAGGAUGCUUGUUCCCCAAUGACCAGUCCCCCGGAUCGUGGCCCAAAGAAACGAUCCAGAAGGAGGCGAGGCGGCCGGGGACGUUGGAAGCCGUAUCACAAAUUAUCAGUCGAGGAAAAGCUUGCGAAGGAAGAACGAGAGGAGCGCAAUGCAAUCGAAAAAAGAGAACGCAAGGAAUCGAUAUCAGCGAGCGGUUGUGUUCUGGAGCAGUUCCGACACGAGCAGUGGAGCAGUACUUUAAAUUGGGACGUGUUGUUGCCUUGA